UAACUCAGAAGAAAUGUGAUAGAAACGAAGCGGAGUUUGCAGAUGAAGGAAGAUAAAUUAAAAUAAAAUUUAAAAUUUAAAAAAAAGGAGAACAAAGGCUGCCGGCAUUUUACUGCACAAAAGAACAAAGUGGCCCCAGAAUCCAACCCCGCCUUUUCCAUCACAAAGUCAUGGAUUUCCAAAGUGAAAUUCCGGAGGAAAUUUGAGGAGUAUCCGGAUCCGGAGAAAGAGUGAACAGAAAAAAAAAAAAAAAGAGGCAACGUGGAGAUUCGAUCAAAGGAACAACUGAAAAAAAAAGAGAUCCUGGCAGGCGGGCAGGAGAAGAUGGGGAAAUGAAUUGGUUCCAGACCUUAACUCAAGUGGGAUAUUAGCCCAGCAACUGUACUAACCUAAUGGUAGAUGACCUGAUCUUUUAACUACCUCUAUUGCCAAACCAGCUGCCUUAAUCAGUCUUAACCAAUGUCAACAAUUAGGGAGCAACCAAUUUUUAGCACCAGGGCCCACAUCUUUCAGAUCGAUCCUGCCACCAAGAGGAACUGGAUCCCUGCCAGCAAACAUGCCUUGACAGUGUCCUAUUUCUAUGACGCUACUCGCAAUGUCUAUCGGAUCAUCAGUGUGGGAGGCACCAAGGCCAUCAUCAAUAGCACCAUCACCCCCAACAUGACCUUCACAAAGACCUCACAGAAGUUUGGCCAGUGGGCAGACAGCAGGGCCAACACAGUGUAUGGGCUGGGCUUUCCUUCUGAACAACAUCUCUCUCAGUUUGCAGCGAAAUUCCAAGAAGUAAAAGAAGCUGCUCGCUUGGCCAGAGAGAAAUCACAGGAUAAGACUGAACUAACCAGCCCCGCUCUCAGUUUGACUUCCCACCAAAUUCUGGCCAGCCCCAUCAUUAGUUCCAAUGGUCCUGGAGAUGACAAGCUGUUUCGGAGCCAGAGUGCAGACAUGGAGAUGACAACAGAAAGAGAACGCAUUAAAAAAAUGCUCUCUGAAGGGUCUGUUUGUGAAGUUCAGUGGGAAGCCGAAUUUUUCACUCUGCAAGACAAUAACAACAAACUGGUGGCUGCCUUGCAUGAAGCUAAUGCCAAUGUGGAACAAUGGAAGCAGCAGCUGGCAGCAUAUCAGGAGGAGACGGAAGCCCUGCGCCAACGAGUGGCAGAGCUGGAAGCCCAGAGAGGCCACAAUUCCUCAAUCGAUGUUAGGAAAGAGACCUGCCCAGCUUUAGAAGAGCUGGAACAGUUGGUGAAGGCCAAAGAUGAGGAGCUUCAACAACUGAGGAACCAAAAGGGGCUGCAGGAGCAACCAGAUGAUGAAUAUGAGGAAACCCGCCAAAAGGUGCAGGACCUAGAGAGACAGAACGCAGAGCUGGAACGGCGCUUGCAUUUGUCCGAGCAGUCUCUCUCAGGGACCCUUUCUGAACGGGAGAAGAUGUACCAGGAGGUAGCCAAAUUGGCAGAGAUCAUGGACAUGAAAAUCUUUGAGCUGAGUGAGCUCAGACAAGAGUUGGCUAAACUUGUGGAGACCAACUAAACCAGGAAACUAAAGGAAGAGCCAACCCUCCUUUAACCCCGGCUUGGUGAGCUUGGGCAAUCGGCAUGGAGAUGAAGUGAAGACUUUCUUGACUUGUCCAGUGGUUGCAUCCUUUCUCCUGUGUGGACAUCUUGGGAGAAGCGAGUCUAGAGGAGGUAGCGGCUGGAGAGGACCUCCAAGCCAAUUUCUCCAGCCUUAUUUUCCUUUCAGAUGCUUCCAUUUCUAUAAACCGUGAUGUGUUUUUUUUGCCUAUCCUGAGGCAGUACGAUGGGUUUUUCCACCCCAGUAGCUUUUGAUAGAGAACUCUUCGACUCUUCCCCUCAGCCAUCCUAAGGAACCGAUGGCCGAGUCAAAAUCCCCCUAUUGUUCCCUGUAACCCUGGUGUUGUGUUUUUAGCAAGACUGCUUUUUAUAGAUGACUCCCUUCCUUCCGUGCGCAGUCAAGCACUCCUAAGAGAAUCCAUUUUGGGAAGAAAUCUUGAGAAAGGACGAUUCUUCUUUUCUCUUCUUCUUUGAUUAUAUGUAUCGUGGGGAGGGCUGUUUGUUUUUAAUCUCAAAAUAAGCACUGAAUAUUUUUUUUUUUAGCAAAUCUGCAAACGAUGAUAUUCUGCUCAAAAAACUGGGGGGGGGGGGGGAAGGCAAAAGUGGGAGGGUGCGAAAAGAAUAAGGCGAUCCCUAGGAGCAGGGAGGUACAAGCCGGAUCAUUUCUUAGUUUGACAGCUGCCAAACGCUGAUGAAUUAGGAUAUAGACUUAAAGGUACCUUCUUUAUUUCUUUUUUUUUUGGUCUGACAAAAGCAAUGCAAUUCACACACAGCACCAAGCAAUCGAUCCAGAAGUGGGAGGGGGGGAGGAAGGGGGGGAGUUUGUAGGAACACAAGUUCUAGCAUGCACCAUGGUUACUUAUCUUCCUUCAACCUGGCACCAUGGUGGCCAGGAAAGAUGGGAGGUGAAUUCCAACAUAGUUAGAGAGUACCUGGGUUUGGAAAGGUGUUUCUUGAUUUAAUUCCCCUUUCCGAAUAGAAUAGAAUAGAAUAGAAUAGAAUAGAAUAGAAUAGAAUAGAAUAGAAUAGAAUAGAAUAGAAUAGAAUAGAAUUUUAUUGGCCAAGUGUGAUUGGACACACAAGGAAUUUGUCUUGGUGCAUAUGCUCUCAGUGUACAUAAAAGAAAAGAUACGUUCAUCAAGGUACAACAUUUACAACACAAUUGAUGAUCAAUAUAUCAAUAUAAAUCAUAAGGAUUGCCAGCAACAAGUUAUAGUCAUACAGUCAUAAGUGGAAAGAGAUUGGUGAUGGGAACUAUCUUUGUUACCCCAAGCGCAAGGCUUGAAAUAGGAGGCUAACAUGUCAGGUCACUCAGAGGAUUAUUUUAGGACAGGGGUCUGCAAACUUGGCUCUUUUAAGACUUGUGGACUGGCUGAGGAACUCUGGGAGUUGAAGUCCACAAGUCUUAAAAGAGCCAAGUUUGCAGAUCUCUGUCUUAGGAGAUCAACCCUGGAUUUGUUUGGAGCUAAAGUCAUUCUCUCCAGUGAGCCAGUAUAGCUUCUUUAGGAAUCGACUGAUCUUUCCCUGUUCUGAAUUAGAACUCUAUAGAAAUUCCGCACCGGAAGGUGCACUCUAUAGCAGGGGUCUCCAACCUUGGCAACUUUAAGACUUGUGGACUUCCAGAGUUGAAGUCAGAGUUCAAUUCUGGGAGUUGAAGUCCACAAGUAUUAAAGUUGCCAUGGUUGGAGAUCCCUGCUCUAUAGCACUCCCAUGUCUGCCAUAAGUUUGUAUUUUCAGGCCUUGCAAACCCUCUGGGGCGUGGUGAUCUUUGCUCUGUUGUCACCAACUUUGUGGCACCCAUGACUUAGUCCUUGUUUUUCUUUUUCACUCCCAAAAUCAAGAGAAUGAUGGGAAGCAGCUGCUUCCAGCUUCUUUGGCAGCCGCUGAGCCAGACCUAAGAACGGCUAUUGACCUUGAUGUACAGUAUCUAUCCCAGAUUGUGUCCUAGUGGCACAUAAAAGUCAGGCAGCUGGCCAGGGAAGGAGAUGACUGGGUUAGCCAUGGCAAACGGUCUACAUCUGAGCAUGAGACAUAAAGGGCCUUUGAGAAUCCAGCAUGCUCUGAAAAGAUAGCAGCAGCUGCAGCAGCUUGUUAAAAGAUCCCUUGGAACGGGCUGGCAGAGCGCGGCUUCCAGAGAUGUGAUCUUGAAAAGGGAGCAAAUGCAAAUCCCCCCCUGCUCUCUCUCUCCCCACUUCAAGAACCCAAAUCUCUGGGCUUUGUUACGAUAUGGUUCUUCUGCUCAUUUGGGUACUGUUUGCAGUUUGAUAACAUGAUUAAUAAUGGUGUUAGUGAAAGUUUUUUAUUGAUAUUUUCUCUCACUUCGGUUUAGUGCUAUAUGGUUGGAACAAUAACCCAAGAAGUGAUUUGUAUGGACAAAACCUUGUGUGUGAAUUUCUCUUGAAUUUCUUCAGAGUUUCAACGGGCAAAGUGAAAUCCCGCAGGGAAGGCUGACAAGCUUUGUUCUAAAUUUAACUUUCCAUUGUAAGAUUCUAACACUUUUGAUUUUUAACGUAAGAGUGAAAAUGUAAGAAGAAUCUCGUUGGAUCUGUCCUGCCCGUUGCACCCAGCAUGGUUGUUUCCAGCGUUGGCUGAACAGCUUAUAAGGAUGAGAUGAGGUUUUGCAGUCAGUUGUUCCAAUGCAAUCAGUAAUUUAUUUAUUUAUUUAUUUAUUAUUUAAAUUUAUAUACCGCCCUAUCUCCCGAAGGACUCAGGGCGGUUCACAGGCAUAUAAAACAUCAGUGUACAAAAUUAAAAUAAUCUUUAAAAAACUUAUUCCAGUGCCCUAUAAUUAAAAAUAUAAAUAUAAAUAUUAAAAUCAAUUUAAAACCCCUAUAAAAUUUAAAAUCUAAGCCAGUCCUGCACAGAUGAAUAAAUGUGUCUUGAGCUCGCGACGGAAGGUUCGAAGGUCCGGAAGUUGACG
Messenger RNA from Ahaetulla prasina, 4488 nucleotides. It is a transcript of the gene HOMER3, whose product is annotated as homer scaffold protein 3. Bases 460 to 1527 code for a protein of 355 amino acids. Gene Ontology annotation, biological process: regulation of store-operated calcium entry; G protein-coupled glutamate receptor signaling pathway. Gene Ontology annotation, molecular function: G protein-coupled glutamate receptor binding. Gene Ontology annotation, cellular component: dendrite; postsynaptic density; plasma membrane. NCBI's taxonomy places the organism in Eukaryota, Metazoa, Chordata, Lepidosauria, Squamata, Colubridae. The transcript is spliced from 11 exons. The record is from RefSeq and is a predicted model, not a curated record.